This is a messenger RNA of Pteropus alecto (black flying fox), 5735 nucleotides long. It is a transcript of the gene CENPL, whose product is annotated as centromere protein L. Lineage: Eukaryota; Metazoa; Chordata; Mammalia; Chiroptera; Pteropodidae. The transcript has 5 exons. The record is from RefSeq and is a predicted model, not a curated record. Bases 707 to 2065 code for a protein of 452 amino acids.
GAAGGCAUCCGACCAAUCAGAGCGCAGGCGCUGCCGCCAUGCUUCGCGCGGGCGGAAAUUGGACGAAAGCUUCGCGCGCGGGGACAAGCCGUAGAGCAACGGCCGCGAGCUCAGGCGGGUGGACGAUAAUGGUUAGGUCGCUCGACCGUGCCCUCAGUUGAAAUGGCGACCUCCGUUGCUUCACUCACUUGGAAUUGGCGGCCGGGAGGCUCCCUGCGUUCGGCCGCAGAGCGAGUCGGGAAACGAUUUUAAACUGCGGUGGCGGCCGGGGGGGAAAAACUGCAUCUUCCCAAGGGCGGGGUUCCGCAGCUGGCCUGGCCACCCGUAGGGCUCCGGUGGAGAGAGCGAGUUGGGACACACUGUCCUUUGCCUUUCCCCUCCGCGGGCGGUGGCCGACUCAGCAGGAGCGAGCGUCGCAGACCUGGGUGACAGCGUAAUGUCCCUCCGGGUGAAGUCACAGGGCUCUCCUGACGUCUGAAGGAGCGGAGGUCUUUACCGGGCACGUUUGUGUCCCCGGUGAACCCGCUUGUGGAGCACGAGCGAAUCUGGAAGGGCCAGGUGUUCCUCCGGUCUCUCUCUCAGCUGCCAUUUGGGUGACUUUCUUACUUCAGGGGAUUUCAGUCUCUACGUAGUUUUGGAUCCAGACUUGAAGCAUGAUUCGUGAAGCCGGCCUGGGUGACAGCGUCAUCACAGCAUUUCAUUGAUCAUGGAUUCUCAUGAUGCACCAGAAUCAACUCCUAGACAGGGUGCACCCUCGAGGCUUAAAGAUUAUUUCAUAGGUGCCACUCCUCUGCAGAAACGAUUAGAAUCAGCCAGGAAGCUGACGUCAUUUGUCCCGACUCCACCUCGAAGGAAAAUUCCCCAGUGUCCACAGUUGCAGGAAGAUGUUGAACCUCAAAAGGUUGCAUUCCUUCUGCAUAAGCAAUGGACUUUAUAUAGUUUAACUCCCCUAUAUAAAUUCUCUUAUACUAAUCUCAAGGAAUAUUCUAAACUUCUGAGUGCAUUUAUUACUGCCGAAAAGCAAAAAGGUCUUGCCGUGGAAGUCGGGGAAGACUUCAACAUCAAAGUGACUUUCUCCGCUCUCCUGGGAAUGAAAGGGACACAGAGAGACCCGGAAGCAUUUCUUGUCCAGAUUCUGUCAAAAUCUCAGUUGCCAUCUGAGAACGGAGAAGGUAAAGUGUUAUGGUCCGGUUGGUUCUGCUGCGUGUUUGGGGACAGUCUUCUGGAGACGGUUUCAGAAGACUUCACCUGUCUGCCCUUAUUCCUCGCACAUGGAGCAGCGGGUAAUACAGCCAUAAUCGGGACCUGGUUUCAGAAAACUUUCGACUGUUCUUUCAGUCCUUUAGCAAUCAACGCGUUCAAUCUUUCCUGGAUGGCCGCCAUGUGGACCGCGUGCAAAAUGGACCAGUACGUGGCUGCUACUGAAUUUCUUUGGUCUGUACCCUGUAGCCCUCAAAGUCUGGACAUUUCUUAUGCCAUACAUCCAGAGGAUGCAAAAGCUUUGUGGGACAGUGUCCACAAAACACCUGGGGAAGUUACCCAGGAAGAAGUUGACUUAUUCAUGGACUGCCUUUAUUCACAUUUCUAUAGGCAUUUCAGAAUUCAUUUAUCAGCCACAAGAUUGGUUCGGAUUUCAACAUCUGUAGCGUCAGCACAUACCGAUGGAAAAAUAAAGAUUCUGUGUCAUAAAUACCUUAUUGGAGUGUUGGCAUAUUUGACAGAACUGGCAAUUUUUCAACUUGAGCAAGGCCUUGUGGGGACUAUAAGGUAUGGAUUAUAUACCUUUUUCUCAUUGAUUAUUUGCCUAAUUGCCAAGCCGGGAGGGACUGCCAGAGGAGUGGACAUCCAUCUCUGCGUGUUUCCUCACAGUGCCUCUGGAGCCGCCUGGGCGGAAGCUGAGAGGGACCUAAUAUACGAGGAGGGCGAAGGUGGUGGUGGACGAGCCACAGCCAAGUGUUCGUGUGACACCCGUGUGGAUCCAGGACGCCAGUCUUUAGAAAAUGCUGAGUUGUUUGUUCCUCAUCUUUCUAAAAAAUAUGUGAUGGUUAUUAUUUCAAACUUUUAGGAUUCAAAUGAGAUAUCUUUAAUAUUGACUGUUUCUGGUUUGGGUCUUUAAAACCUUUAAUCCCUUUUAAGUAUUUAGACUUGCAUUCAGAGAGAAGUUCUGUCUUGUGAAGACAUUUUCCUAGCACCAUUUUGCUGUAGAGGACUAGCAAUCAAAAAAUCCUCUCCAAAAGAAACUAAAGAUGAAUAUAGAUUUUUUCUAGCCACUAAUAUGCUUCUGUUUUUAAUAUUCAAUUCUUAUUGCAGUGUUGAAUUAAAUAUUUACUUUUAAAAUGAAGCAGCGCGUUUAUCAGUGUCUUGGUGACAGAUCUUUAGUUAACGUCUUAGGAAUGGGAAGUCAUGGGCUUUUUCUCCAGCACAAAGUUUACAAGCCGACAAUUAUAUAGAUCUUACAUAUUGUAGAGUUGAAAGGCACCUGUGAGCUGCUUUUGAGGACAAAGAUUUUCUUGUUUAACUUUCAUGUCCCUAAUUUUGAUUUAGCAGAACGCUUGGUAAAUAUCUGUAGACUAAAUGAAUUUUAACCAACUUGUCCAUUUUAUAGGUGGAAACUGUGAGAUCAGCAAGUGAGGUAAUAUCGAAAUCUCUUCUUAUUACUAACUGAGCAUAAGAAGGUUUCGUCUUACUUUAGAAACAAUGUUUUUUUAAGAAUCUUGUUUGGAGGAGAGUAACAGGAAUAGGCUGUCUUUCUAAACACAGAGGUUAACUUCUGCAGUGUGGUAUUCAUAUAUACGAGGGGCAGCAGAGGUGGUAGGAAAAGCGUGGAGUUUGGAGUCGAACGUUCCUUAAUUCAGCCAAUCUUAAGCGUCGACUGUGGACUUAGAAUCGUGUUGGGUAAUGGGGAUAUAACGGUGAAGACUCAAAUCCCAGUCUUGUGGAAAUCCUGUUCCAGUGGAGGGAGGCAAAGGUGGAUGUGGAGGUGAGUGCUCCAGAGAAGGCAGUGUGUGUGACGUGAAAGAGGGUGGGUGGCACGGGGCUUGUCAAAGAAGGUCUCUCUGAGGAAGUGACGUUGGAGCUGAGUCUUGGAUGAUAAGGAACCAGCCACGUCGUUUGAGGAAGGGCGUGCCAGACAGAUGAACUGGCAGGAGCAAAGGCCUCGAGGUAGGUACGAGCUGGGUCUGCUUGAGGAACAAAGGGAACCCCCGUGGCUGGAGCCCAGUGAGUGAAAGGGGGGUCACGUGAGAUGAGAUGGGACACUGCGGGAGAGACUUCUUCCACGGCGUGAUGUCUCUUGGCCUCUGGCUGGGCACGUGGCUGCGCAGAAUAAAGAUGACAUUUUCCGCAGCAUAUAAGGAAGUAGGUAGAGCUUCCAAGAAUCUUCCUUAGAACAGCAGGCAUGUGCCCCUCGCCCUUUCCUUAUUCUUCCAACUUUGCUGCUUGGAACACGCAUAUCGGCUGGUACCCUACCUGCUCUUGUAGGUCCCAGGGAUGAAGUCAGGUCCUAGGCAUCCGGGAACAUGGCCUGGAAGGAGUUUGUGCCCCGAGGACUUCUUGAAGCUGAACCCCAGUGCCAGUUUUGGGUGGUCUUCCUCCAGACUUGUGUGUCAGAGAAGUAAACCUCCAUCUUGUUUAAGCUUUUGGUUUUUGGGGUCUCUUGCUCAUAACCAAACCUAAUCCUGAUACAGAGAGGCAGGAUCCACAUCGUCUAAGUUUUUAUAGGUACUGGGAAGAGAUUGGGUUUUAUUCUCAAUGCAAUCGGAAGCCACUGGAGUUUUAAAGCAGGAGAGUAAUGCGACCCCACUUGCAUUUUAUAUGAGGGAGAAUGAGCCAUAGGCAGACAGGAGUGGAAGAGGUUACAAGGUUGUUAGAAAUGGUACGACCUCUACGGAGAAGUUAGCAGUAUCUUACCAAAAUUAUGUGUGAUUCACUCCUUGACCACCAAUCCCACGUCUAGGAUUCUAUCUGCAAAUUCGCUGGCAAAAUACAAAAUGAGGCAUUACAAGGCUAUUCAUUACAAGAGUGUUUGUAACAAACAGUAAGGUUAAAAACAGUGCAAACACCCAUCAGAGGCCGAUUGGUUGCAUACGUUAUGGGUCAGCCGCCCAGCGAGUUACUACCAGGCAACUAUAGAGAGAGAGGUUUGAGGAGGUGGCUAACACUGCCCCAGAGUGAGGGCCAGGAGAAGCCAUGUGAAAGGGCAGAAUGGGGGCACGGAGUGCAUGGCACUGCUCUCUUUUACGGAAGGAAUGGGAGGAUAUGAGUACGUGUGUGUAUUUAUGCUUUUAAAGAAAUAUGGAAGGAUAAACCCGAAAUUAAAGUGGUUACUAAUAGGGAAGAGACUGGGUCAGAGGGGACAGAAAUGACAGUUAAGGUUUAUCUGUAUGUUCCUGGUUUAUACGGUUUCAAACACAACUGUGUAAGUGUUUUAUACAAUUAUGAAACAAUUAGGUCAAAAAGAAAAAAAACCCCAAAGCAUUCCUUAAAAAUUGAAAACAAAUGGACCUGGGUAUAUCAUUCAUGCUAUAAUCACACAAAGAAUUAUUUUUAGUAUCUUUAAACACUACUGUUUUGACUGCGUCAGUGGGCUAGGAAAAGACGAGCAGCAAAGGAACCUUAAAUCGCAUUGUUAUGUUUUUAUUAAUAAAUUUGGCAUUAUUUUACCACUAUUUAUAAGAUGAAGCAUAUGUAAUUAUAACAAUAUUAGGAAUGAAAAAUUUCAGUAUAAAAGAUAUACAAUUGUAAAAUCAGAUAAGCUUAAGUAAAAACUAUUAAAUUGGAAAUAUCAGAAUGAACUCAUUUUUUGAAAUGCAGUUUUUAAUUUUGAUGAAGUCCAAGUUAUCAAUUUUUUUAUUUCUUGUGUUUUGGUGUUACAUCUAAGAAGUCAUUGCUUCACCUGAAUUACCGAAGAUUUGCUCCUAUGUUUUCUUCUAAAGAUUUUAUAAUUUUAGCUCUUAAAUUUAGGUAAUCCGUUUUAAUUCUUAUGUAUGGCAUGGGUAAGCAUCUAAAUGUAUUAUUUUGCAUAUGGAUAUUCAUUUCCAGCACCAUUUAUUGAAAGGACUAUUAUUUUCCCGUUGAAUUGUCUGUCACCUCUCUUAAGAAUCAGUUGGCCAGAGAUGUUCAUUUCCAGACUCAAAGUUGUAUUUAUGUUGGUCCUUAUGUCAGUGCCACACUGUCUUGAUUACUGUGGAUGUGUAGUGUGUUUUGAAAUCAGGAAGUAUACAUCUUCCAGCUUCAUCCUUUUUUUCAAGAUUGCUAUGGCUAUUCUGGGUCUUUUACAUUUGUAUAAGAAUUUUAGGAUCAGUUGGUCAAUUUCUGUAAAAAAGUUAGCUGGGAUUUUGAUAGUGAUUGUGUUGAAUGUGUAGAUCAGUUUGGGGAGUAUUGCCAUGAUAAUUAAAUUAAAUCUUCCAGUCUAUGAGUAUGGGGUAUCCUUCUAUUUAAAUCUUUUCAAAAUUUUCUUCAACAAUGUUUUAUAGUCUUCAGCAUACAAAUAUUGUACUUUUUGGGGGGUUAAAUUUAUUCCUAAUAUUUUAGUCUUUUUUAUGCUAUUGAGAAUGGAAUUGUUUUCUUAAUUUCAUUUUCUGGGCUUUUGUUGCUAGUGCAAGAAAUACAAUUGAUUUUGUAUAUCGCUCUUGUAUCCUGUGACCUCACUUGUUUAAUCUAAUUUUCAAUGAAUUCCUUAAGGUUUUCUAAGUACAAGAUUGGUGAAUAAAGACAGUUUUACUUUUUAAUUUCAA